GGGUGUUUAUAAGUUCUUUGCUCUGCUUUGCUUUCAUUGGUAACGAAAAUUGAUAGAAGAAAAAAAGGAAAUUCGAUUGGAAAAUUAUAAAAAGCACGUAUAAAAAGAGUGAAAACGAAUUUUCAAAAGGAAAUAAUUAUGUGCGAAUUUAAAUAGACUUUUUGUGUGAUGUGAAAAGUCGUAAUAAGAUCAAAUAAUUCCGAAUCUCGUCGUGGUUUCUACAGUCCUGCUCGCGUCUUCUUCGUUGUCUAUGUCUGCUCUGUACCAGAUAUUUUUUCGUCACUGUCGCAAAUGAAAUUUUCAUUAUUAUAUCUUGAAUACUUCGUGAUGAAAAAUUGGAACAUCACAUUAUAAACAUAAAAAUGUGUUAAGUGAAGUAAAUUUCCAAAAUGCCAUUGUUUGUAAAAUGAAAUGAAUCUGUGCAUUUGUCGUUGUUUUUGUUGCUACGGUAGCAGAUAGAAAAUGAUGCUGACAAAUUUUUGAUGAUUGUGUUGAAUUGUCCAUUUGCAUUUCAUGAUCACAGCGAAAAAGGCGUAGAUAUCUAAAGUAGAGGUAACAGCUGCAUCCGCAGACUGCGUGUGAAGCAGUAGUACCAGAGUACGAAGGCAUUUAAAGCAGCGUUAAAAGAAGCUACGGAGGACAGAUUCACACGAAUUCAAUCGACUGACUGCUCAAAAUGCUGAUCUAAUAUUUAGAGAAUCCUCACCGGGUGCAACUGGAUGCUUUGCCCUCCAAAGUGGGAAUAUACGCACAUAUUUACACGGAAUCAUUCAUAUGAACAGAAGGAGUUAAAAAGCGAUUAUUGUAAAACAUUACUGUGCUUUAUUUAAGGUCCCAUUAACGGUACACUUGGUUCAUGGAAACCUGAUUAUAGUCCAAUUUUUUUACUCCACUUAAUUGCUGAUAAAAAUGGGUGCCACUGCUUCGACUAGCGGGUAUCCAAUGCCAGCCACAACCAGCAAUAGUGGAGGUAGUUCUGGCCUUUUGCUGCCUUCUUCAGCCUCGUUGAUAACCAGUGCUUCUGGGAGCGGCGGUGGUCCAGGUGGCAGCUCCUCAAUGAUGGGCGUGGCAGGUGCUGGUGUGCCACAUUUUCGAGAACAGCGUCGAAAGCGGGUGACCGGUUUUGCAACACUGAAACGGAAAUUCAUACGUCGACGACGUUCUUCAAAAGCCUGUGAUCAUGCGCGCGUUUUGCGCGAUUUCGUAUCCGACUGGACCCCUCUCGAAUUGGCAGCGUUGUGUGAGGAAUAUGAAGCGUUGGCCGCACUUAGAGAUCUAUCGGUUCAAGCGGAACUAGCGCGUCCACCUGCAACAACGUUUAAGCAAGAUUUAGCUGCACUAUACGAUAUGAAAACUUGCACUGACUGUGAUCUUGUGUUUCGCGGUUCUAUUUUUCCGGUGCAUCGUUCGAUACUGUCUUCCCGCUGCUCGUACUUCAGGGAUUUGCUGGCGGGUUGUCCGGGCUUCGGUGCGCGCAUUUGUCUUGAAUUGCCAACUUCGCCCAUCGAUGUUCAGAUGUUCUCAUCUUUAUUGCGCUACCUGUACACGGGCGAUCUAUGUCCACAUGACCCCUCUAUUGAUAUUAGUUUACUGCGUCAGCUGGGAGAUGACUUUGGCACGCCGAAUCCCCUCGAGCAUGAUUUGCGUUAUUUGCUCGAGACAGGCGACUAUGCCGAUGCUGCAUUGGUGUUUACAGCGGAAGGCAACGAUUAUUAUCGGCCAGAUUCAGGUAGUUCUGAGUAUGGCUUUCGACCGAAACUCGAAUUGCCUUGCCACAAAGCAAUCCUCAGUGCCCGUUCGCCGUUCUUUCGGAAUCUCAUUGCACGCCGUACGCGCAACGUUGACGAGUACACCGAGCGUGCAUUGCAUGUACCAACGCGAAUCGUGCUUGAUGAGACAGUGAUACCAAAACGAUAUGCGCGGGUGCUGUUGCAUGCUAUAUACCUGGACACAGUCGAUUUGACGCUAAUACUACGCGGUGCAGGGUCCGGAAAUUCGGCGGGGUCAUUGGGUGAGGUGCAUGCGUUGACGAAUACAGGACGGGCGCGACCCACCCCUCUAGAGGAGGCUAUGGAGCUUUACCAGAUUGGCAGGUUUCUCGAAUUGGACAUUCUAGCACAAGGCUGCGAAGACCUGAUACUUGAGUGGCUGACGUUGGAUACACUCCCGACGGUGCUCAAGUGGGGUUCACAGCCACACGGCUCGGCUUGGGUGUAUCGGCAAGCGUGUCAGUAUCUUAGGGAAGAGUUUUCUGCUGUAAUUUCUUCACCGGUGCUACAUCAACUAGACAAAUCCCAGCUGAUACAUGUGCUACAGAGUAAUUUUUUGCAAGCAUCGGAGUUGGAGGUGCUGCAGGCUGUGCUUAAAUGGGGAGAGCAAGAACUUAUAAGACGUAUGGAGGAUCGUGAACCAAAUAUUUUGUCUCACACGGCUCACUCAGUUACGAGAAAAGGUGUGAAAAAACGCGAUUUAAGUGACGUGGAGUUGCGAGAGAUUCUCUCCGAGCUGCUGCCAUUAGUUCGUAUGGACCACGUUUUACCGCCCAAUAGUGAAGUACUCGCCCAAGCUAUUCGUCGCGGCCUUGUGAGCACGCCUCCUUCCCACAUGAUCAGUGACGACCGAGAGAAUUUGCGCGUUAACGCUUGGAUACGCGGAGGAAAGAACCAAGGAUUGUUUGUGCGGCCUCGCCUUUUCAUGCCGUAUUUCGAAGAAGUGAAAGUACUGCUGGAAGAUCGAAUGGCGUCAUCUCAUCACCAAGCAGAGCUGAUGCGCAUGCGGCGAUCACGUCAUUUGCCCGACAUCCCCGACACUCUGUACAUGGUAUCUCGUAUAAGUGCAGCUAUCAAACCUAGUGUACCUACAGCCGCUGCAGUAACUGGAAAAGAGAGUGUGAACAUAUUGGCAGCGGCGGCUGCUAUACCACCUCCCGAUACGCAAACGUUGGCAGCAUUGCUGAAACGCGAGCAUAAAUUGCACCAGUCACCGAUGUGUCAGCGGGCAUUGCUGUUGCCACUUUCAUCGAAGCACGAAAUUGAUAGGCAGAUACGCUUGCGAGUGGUGCGCGAAUUCAAUCUGCCCGAUGCAGUAUCGGAUCUGCUUGAGACAUCAUUGCUUAGCAAUCAAAAUGCAGCAGCUGCAUCAGCUGGAACUGCGGUAACUGAGGAGAGUGGCAUCACGUCCACCACUCAAACCGAUCAGAAUCUCAUCGAAGACGAUGACCAAACGCCUCCACCAUCCCCCGCGGCUGCAGGAUCUGUGCCACGACUCACUACGGGUGGUAGCUUUCUUUCAACGUCUAUAGGAUCGUCGGCUGCAUCAUCCACUUGUGGCGGCGAGGGCAUACAAGCCUGUUAUAGUCGAAAUUUGACAUUUCCGCGACAACAUCCAGGUGGCUUAUUGGGUUUGGGUGGUAGCGUGGGGGGUGGCAUGCCAACAAGUGUUGGUGGCGGCGGCAGUGGUGCUCUACAAGCGAAUUAUGCCCGCCUUUCAGCCUCGGUACAUCAUCGCAGCGAUUUACCAGCAUUGAUCACUGAAGGCGAUUACCGCUUUCCGCGUGGCAGCGCGCUGGGCAUUGACCUCGGUGCUGAGGGCGGUGGCGUUGCGGUUGGAUGUGCCGAAGGCGGCAACGGUGGCCAUUUGUCGGACAUGAUGCCCGAUGUGGCAAUGGCAACGGCAUCAUUAGGCCAGCUGCAUUUAGCAAACAACGCCAAUAACGGUAACAGUGGUGAUAUACAUGAAAGUCUGCAGCUUGAUUUGGGCGAUGGUCCGAGUCACAUAAUGGGAGGUGGCGCACCCAGCGCUGCUGGGCCAAUGGGAUUGCGCGCUUUGCAGCACCAAAUGCCACCCAGCAAUUAUCACCACUUCAUGCAGCGUUCAAACUCACCAUUUGACAUAUUGCGCCAAGGUCAACAUUCGCCAGCACCACAUCCACCACCUGGGACCUACAAUUCCGGGCCGCCCAGAUUCUUAUAGAGUUUGCGAGUGGCCCCCGAUCAGGGCCUUUAUUUUAGCAUGCCUUUUUGAGGAAUAAAUAAUGCAAAUUAAACCAAAAUUACGUUGCUGGCACGAAGCCAAGCAGACACCCAGGCCAAACCCCAGCUAAAAUGUAAAUGGGGAUGGGGCAUAUUUGUUAUUGCACUCAAAAUUCAAAUAAAAGCUAAAAUAAGGGGCACGAUAAAAAAAAAUUAAUGGCAAGCAAAAGUUUAAACGAAACACUCGCACAUAUAUUAAAAUAAUAAAUUAAGUUAAUUUUUAGCUUAAGAAGCAAGCGGCAGAAGGUGGAAGCAAGCAGCGGUAAGAUGCUUUAUAACCUUCUAUUGUAAACUAAUGUAAUGUAAUGCGGAUUUAUAAAAAAAGAGUUCAGUGAAAAUAACAACCAAACGAAAAUAUAUAAUUGCAGAAGCAACUAAUUGAAAAAAGCAAAAAAAAAAAAAAUCAAAUAAUUUGUGAACAUAUGUAUAUAGUUAUAAAUAUUAUCUACACUUGCGUAUAUACACACAUAAAUUAUUUAGUUAUAUAUUAUUGAUUACAAUAACGUAUGUGCAUAUGGAUAUACACACGAAAGCAGUUAGAUACAAAUAUUUUCAGAUUUUGAGAAAACUAUUUAAAACGUUUUAAAAUUAUUCGAAAAUAUUAUGGGAUGAAAAAUGUACACUCAAAUACAGUAGAAAUCCAAUAGAUUGAACAAAUUUAAGAUACAUUACGUUAAUUUUUCUACCAAAACCUAAAGCUGACUAGAAAAAAGAAUCCAAAAAAUAUGUGGAACUAAAUUUAAUUCACGCAUCUUCCACUGAGGUUAAUCUGCAUUGAUUCUAGCUUUUUGUAUGAUCUCUCAAUCAAUAUCAACUCGAUAACUACAUUAAAUCGAAAGCCUUUUUUCAUUUCAAUCACUCAUCUCGAUUUCGAAUAAUUUAUCGAAUAUACAUACAUACAUUUAUAUAGUUCAUGUGCGGCUAACAUUCCAAUUGUCUGCUUACAGUGGUUGACAUAUUAUCAAUGCUGUAUUCAUAAAGUGCAUGUCAGAUAGUUUGUUCGUGUUAAUUAAUUCGUGUUAAAUAAAUAUAAAAACAAAAUACUCAGCUAAAACUACUGCAUAACGAACUGCGAGCAGAACGCGCUGGGGUCCGAGUACCCCUAUUGUAAAAAUAUGCCUUACAACGUUAAGUAUUUCUGUUUAUGAACCUGUUUGCCAGAUAAACUAGUUGUGCUUCGCCAUUAACAGUUAUACACUUCGGAGCGGAAAAGUUUGCUUGAGUUUUGAGGUUUAAUUUAGUAAAAAUACAUUUAGGAAGUUAACUUCUAUCAAAAAACAAAAAAAGAAAAAAAUAUUUUCUAAAUUCUAAAAAGGUUGUGUAAUGCUUAAUUUUAUUUACUUAAGUUCUUUUUUUUUGUUUUGUUCAAGCAGCAUAAACAUUUCCCAUAUUUACAUACGGUCAUGGCCGGAUAUAAAUCCGGAUCGUUUCGGUAACGCAGAACCGACUGUCGUGGAAACGCAAGCAAAGGCGCUCAUCACAUUCGCUAGAACGCAUUUCGAUUUUUUUCCCAUCUCAUACUCUCAUACGUACCCAUACUUGCGCAAUGCAUGACAUUUAAGAGCUCAUUUUCUUUAUCUGUUUAAAGUAGUGCACUCGCUUUAUAUAAAGGGUGAUUUUUUAAGAGCUAUAGGAAAGUUUUUCAAAAAAACAGACGUAAAAUUCAGAAAAAUGCAUGCAAUUUUUAUUUAAAUCGUUAGUACAGUCCAUAUAAUUUAAUGUUUGAAGAUUAUUUCAUGCAAAUGUUAACCGCGACUGCGCUUCAAAUGGCCCACCCGCUUAGUCCAGUUUUGGCAUACUCUUUCCAAUGUUUCGGCCGGUAUCUCACAUAUAAAUGCUUUAAUAUUGUCUUCCAAUGCGUUAAUUGAAGCAGGCUUGUCUGAAUAGACAUGAGCUUUAACAAAGCCUCACAAAAAAUAAUCUAAAGGCGUUAUAUCGCACAAUCUGGGUGGCCAAUUGACAGGUCUCGAACGUGAAAUAAAAUGUUCACCGAACUCGCCUCUCAACAAGUCCAUUGUUACGCGUGCUGUGUGGCAUGUGGCACCGUCUUGCUGAAACCACAUGUCAUGCAAGUCAAGCUCUUGCAUUUUGGGCAAAAAAAAAGUUGGAUAUCAUUUCACGGUAGCGCUCACCAUUCACAGUUACGUUACGAUUCGCAGCAUCUUUGAAGAAGUACGGUCCAAUGAUACCUCCAGCCUAUAAACCGCACCAAACUGUGACUUUCUGGAUACAUUGGUAGCUCUUGCAAUUCUUCUGCCUGAUCUUCACUCCAAAAUCGACAAUUCUGCUUAUUUACUUACCCAUUGAUCCAAAAAUGAGCUUCGUUGCUGAACACAAUUUUUCGAUAAAAAAGUGGAUCUUCAGCCAACUUUCCAUGAGCCCAUUCAACAAAAGUUCUGCGUUGCGGUAGCUCGUUCGGCUUCAAUUCUUGCACCAGCUGUAUUUUGAAAGGCUUCACACCUAAAUCCUUUCGCAAAAUUUUCCACGUUGUUGAGUAAUAGAGGCAAAAUUGCUGCGAACGGCGACGAAUCGAUAAUUGAUGGUCAUCAUUAACACUGACCGAUACAGCUGCGAUAUUUUCUUCAGUUCGCACUCUACGUUAACGGGUUGGUAGUUUGAUGUCCAAUAAUGUAAAUUUGGUUCUAAAUUUAGUCACAAUAGCUCGAAUAGCCGCUUCAGUGGGUCGAUUAAACUGCCCAUAAAAUGGAAGAAGCGCGCGAUAAACUUUCUUAACAGAACACGCAUUUUUAUAAUAAAAUUCAAUGAUUUGCAAGCGUUGUUCGUUUGUAAGACGAUUCAUGGUUGAAUAUGAGACCAAACUGAAGAUGUUUGACAGUGAAACAAAACACGAAACGUGCGUUAGCUGUUUAAACAAACUUUUUAAAAAGGCAAUACAAUAGCUAAAAAAUCACCCGUUAUAUAUAUUUUUAAUUUUAAAAAGUCAAAGGCAAGGUGAACAUUGUUUUGUGUCCUUCCGGUCGCAUUUUUAAUUCAUCACUUCAUUUCAUUAGACCAUAAAUGGGUAUGGAAAAGAUUGCCGCAAUGUAUUAGUAUGAAAACUUCAUAAAUAGAAAAUAAGUGUUAAAUGUUUAUUAGAAAUACUAGCAUUUCCCAGUGGGCUUCGCACCACCAUACAUAAAAUGUUUUUUUUUAUAUCGCAAGAAAUUUUUCAUAUUAAGUUUUCUUUAUAUAACUCGUAAAAUGUUUAAACAGUUCAAUUAGUUAAUUUUUUUCAUUCAACAUACUUUCUAAAGAUGUCACAAUAGCCUUUUCUGUACUUUUUUAAAAUUUGAUUGUGGUGGUCACCUAUGUAUAUACAGGUAAGGUGGAAGAGCCGAUAAAAACUUGUAAUUAAACUUUGAUUCUUUAAUUUCCAUUUCAAUUUUUUACGCUAAAUAAAUUGUGCUAAAAUAAAUAAAGUUAAAAAUGUUUUUCCAGUUCCUUGAAUGCUCCAGUUUUUAUUAUAUUUUCGUCCAAAAUUAAUAUUAACAUAAUACACUUACAACCACAACAGUACAACAGAAACGCUCAUAAGCGGCUGUGUAUUUGUUGUUGUUUUUCCCAUACAGGCAAAAUGUCAUAACUUAGGAACGGCUGCACCGAUUUCAAUCAAACUUCACACAAACCACCUCCUCAAAGAUAGAAAAGAACUCUAAAAUUUUUGUGUCAAUCGGUUCCGCGGUUCUUGAGUUAUAAGAUUACCAAGGAAAUGUAACUUCUUUUUAUAUAUAUAGAUAUAUAGAUUUAAUUUCAUUAAAGAAUAUUUUAUUAUCAGAAUAUUUUCAAUUGAUGUUGCAACAAAUUUUUUUUUUUUUGUUUUUAUGUUUCACUAAAUAAUACUAACAAUUUUUUCCUACGACGGUUGGUUCUAUGUAACCGGAACGACUCGGAUUUAUAUUCGUCCAAGUACUGUCACUUCAGCAGCAUUACCCGUAAAUGUGUGGGAAAUGUUUAUGCUGCUACAACAACAACGAUAUCAAACUUUUUCCUAUAUAUUUAUGGUUUAUGAAUAUUUGGGUCGGCAUUCAAAUAGUAGCCAGCAGGUGCUUAGUUUUUAGUUAUCCCCCAUAGUGACUGAAUCUCGAUAUUACAUUUGUUUACUAUGUAUUUAUGAAGUUAAAAUGCCGCAUUUGUGUGUCUAAAAUAUUAAUUAAUAGUUGGCUCUACAGAUUUAUGCCGCCUCUGAACGGAUUUAAAUACGAAAAUGCACAUCGAGGUACAAAGUGUAUAAUUUUCCAGUCUAUAAUUUUCAGGAAAAAAUAUUAUUUUGGGGAAAAAGAAAUCCAUUAUUUGGAAUCCAUAAUUAAUAAUCUAUAUAUUUUAACCCAAAUUUUUGCGCAAAUUUUGUGAAACUGCUUUAUGGUCGAUCUUUAGCUCCUAGGCUAUGCUACUACCUCCAUUAUUUCUGUGAUUUUAUCGACACUUUCGAUGACGGGUCUGCCUGUGCGAGGUGGAUCUUUAACAUCAAAAAUGCCUCAACGGAAUCGACGAAAUCAAAAAUUUCACGUAAUUUGGUGUUACAGUAUCGGCACCAUAAACACCAUUCACAAUUUCAGCGGCAUUGCACCUGACUUGCAUUUUCGCAUUUACGCUUUAUCAAAGAAAAACUCUUAAAUGUACCGAACUCUCUCUUUGUUUCUCUUUUUUCCCAUUGUUAAUACCCUGUAACUCGCAACUGAAUGGAACAAACAAAAACCAGCAAAAGAAUUUGUUUAGUGUGAAAUGUCUCCUUCACAACGAGUAUCGAAUUUAAAUAGUUUGAUCCAUACUUUAUGAGAUAUCGAUCACUACAGCCAUCUACCGAGAAAAUAAUGGAUUUCUUUUUCCCCAAACUAAUAUUAAUUAAUAGUAAGUCAGUGCACAUAAAUCGAGUGCUCUGCAGUUUUAUGUCGCCUCUGAACGGUUUUAUAAGACACUUUUUAAAUACGGAAAUGCACUCGAGUCAGUCUAAAAUUUUCAAGAAAAAAUGUAAUACUUUAUUUAGUUGAAAAAUCUUCCGAUUUAAAAUCCGAAUUUUUAACGUAAAUAUAUUUGAUAAAUUUAAAAAUGAAUGGAUAAAUGGGUAUUCCUGCCAUGAAAAAGCUCCUCAUAAAAAAAACAUUUGUCGUUCAGAGUCGGCUUAAAACUGUAGGUCCCUCCAAUUGUGGGACAACAACAAGGUGCACGUCAAAAAUAGCAGGAAGAGCUC
Messenger RNA from Anastrepha ludens (Mexican fruit fly), 9219 nucleotides. RefSeq names its product BTB/POZ domain-containing protein 7. The record is from RefSeq and is a predicted model, not a curated record. NCBI's taxonomy places the organism in Eukaryota, Metazoa, Arthropoda, Insecta, Diptera, Tephritidae. The coding region runs from base 910 to 3972 and encodes 1020 amino acids. The transcript has 5 exons. Gene Ontology annotation, biological process: morphogenesis of a branching epithelium. Gene Ontology annotation, molecular function: protein binding.